CUGCAGACAGUCCUCGAGUGUCCCGCUGCCUUGUUUACUCUGGUAGUCGAGUGUCUGCUGCCGACUUGUUGUCAAAUGACAAGAGAGGUCCGUGUCCUGCACACCUUUAGUCUGACAGAGAAACACCUGGCCUUGCACUGGCUCCUGCAGGUGGGGACAUUUUGAAGCAGCGGCACUGGCCCGAUGACGGGAAGCUAUAAAACUGUGUUAAUGCCCACGGCACGAGGAAGAUCAGGCGAGUGUGUCACCAUAUCGCACGUUUAAGGUCAAAGGUCAUGGGGUGCGGCGCGAGCGUCGAGGUCAAUAUCGAUCCGAUCAAAGUGCCCGAUACAGAGGAUGGUUACCCUCCCCCGUUCCCUCCAUCCAAAAGCAAGAAAGAAGUGUUUGUGAAAGAAAACAAUCAACAAAUUGAUGAAUAUGCCAAACAGGCACCAAGGAGUCUCAAUUCCAGCUACUCAACGUUGAUAGAAUAUUUGAUGAGAAAUACGAAGUCAGACAUCGACAAAGUCAGGUCCAUUUUUGCUUGGAUGUCAGCACAGAAAAUAUAUGAUAUGAAAUAUCCUCAUGUCAAGGAUGGCCAUUCACCGGAGGGCUACAUGAAGCUCAUCAAGCAGGAAGAUGGACACCACUCAUAUUUUUUCGCUUUGUUGUGCAGGGCGGCAGGGAUUCCCUGUGUUGUCCUCAGGGGCCCUUGCAAACCAGUUACUUACGAGGUGGGGCAGCAGGACGUGUCCAACCUUCGUGGCACCUGGAACGCCGUGUAUGUGGACGGGUCGUGGCGGUUUGUGCACCCUUACUGGGCACUAGAGGGCGUGAGUGGCUUCAACACGGGGACCUGGACCAAGGUGGAAGAAGGUGGACAGGCUGUCAGACAAAGGGAAAAGGCAUCCGGAGGACAAAAGGUGUACCACCUGGAGGAGUUUUGGUUCUUUACUGACCCAGAGAAAAUGAUGUACCACUGCCUGGAAGAAAGACCCCAGUGGCAGCUGCUGCAAAAUCCGUGGACCGUAUAUACCUUUGUAAAUGUCCCUUACUUCACUAGACGUUACCACGACAGUGGGUUCAAGCUGGUGUCUAAACAUGCUGCGAUUUUGAAAUCUGAAAAAGGGGAGGUCAACAUUAAAUUUCGCCACGAUAGCGACAGCAGUGCCACUGUGGAUUAUUCGCUCUUCUUCAAUGAAAAGGCCUCCAUGGAGCAGAUCCCCAAAGAACUGCAGCUGGACAGGUACGUGGUGAAGCUAGAUGACCAGAAGACCCUGAAGAUACGUUUCCCCGUGGUGGGCAUCUACAAGGUGACAGUGUCAGGAAGCUCGAGUUACACCUCCUUUGACCUGUGUGACAUUCGACUGGAGUGCGACGCCGUCCUCAAACAGGUUCAGCCGUUUCCCAUCAACCCUCCUAUUGGCUUCGGCUUUGGUCGAAAAGCCGAAGGAGCUGGUUUGUCCAAGCCGUCGCAGGUCAAAGGGGUCAUGGUGGUCAAGCAAUCUGAAAAAGUAAAGUUCCAGUUCGACUGCAAAGAGAAGGUGGAGAUUCAAGCAAUGCUCGUGCACAAGGACAUGGCGGCGUCCGAGCUGACGUCAUACGUCACACAGAACCACGACGACGGCAACGUGACCAUCGAGGUCACUGUGCCCCAGCACGCGCACAACCCCGAGUAUGCCCUGCAGGUCAACACGAGGCCGGCAGGAUCUCGCCAAAACUUUGAAAACGUCGUCAACUACCUGCUGACCCACGACAAACAGGAGCUGGAGAAGAAAGAGACUAACGAGAAGCAAAAGAUCAGAGAGGAGCUGGUAGCUGCCACAGAGAAAAAUGACAUCGAGUCUCUAGAGAACGCGGUCAUCAAGUUUGAAGAAGCUGGUCUCCCCGACAAUGGCGACCUGGAGAAGGCAAAGGCGAAGCUUGUCUCUCUUCAUGAACAGGAGCUGCGGAAGGCCAUGGCAAGCCAGGACCUUGAGGAGCUGGACGCUGCGUUGGAGCGCGCGGUGAAGUCACGUGUCUCGUCUCGACUGGACAAGAACCUGCUGAUGAAGGCCGACAAUCUAAGAAGUCGGUUGGUGCGGGCCCGCCUGCUGAGAAUCCUCAAGCUGAAGCAGUCCACAGUGUCCGAGAUCCUCAGUUACAGUCGGCCGCAACCUAUUGUACACAGCAUCAUGGCAGUGACCUACCUCCUGCUGGGCGAGAAGGAGCGGAACCUCAAGCGAUGGGAGUUCAUCCAGUCAUUGCUAAGGAAGCAGGGAAAGGAAAGCCUUAUUCGUCGUGUCAAGCAAUUCGACUUCGACCACCUCAAGGUCCCUAGAAUGCAGAAAGCGGAAGGGAACCUGAGCGCAUGCCCAGAGCCUGACGCGCGCCUGUCGAGUGCCGGAGCUGGAACUUUCUAUGUGUGGAGUCGUAACAUUGUUCAAGAGAAGAAGAAACAAGAGAAGCUGGUAGCAUCUCGCUGAUGUGUGACACAAAUCGAGAGAUCUCUGUCACGUGUGACAUGAGUGGAGCUGUCACUGUAUCCCACGUGACAUGAGUGGAGCUGUCUCUGUAUCUCACGUGACAUGAGUGGAGCUGUCACUGUAUCCCACGUGACAUGAGUCGAGCUACAUUAGGCCUCGUUUGUGACAGAAAAUCUUGCUUUAGAAUCUGUAAGUAGUUUUAAUGUAUUUAAGUGUAAAUUAAUGUAUACUUGCCGGAACAAAGGACGAAUAAAUAACAGAAAGACAGUGUAUAAGUUGCUAUAAUUAUCAAUAUUAUUGUUUGUAUUUAUCCCCACUACAUCUCUUUUGUCGGUGCCGUGACGGCUGGAAGUCGACCCACUCAGUCCAACACAGUUGUUUAUUCUUAUAGUUGCUUAAUGUUUGAAAUUCGCCCUAUUUUUUUUUUCUUUCGAUUUUGCUCUUGGGGGGCUCGCUAUGGUACUUGCUGUCUUGUAUUCAGGGUGGCCACAAGCGGCAGGUUGACUAAAAGUCGACUAAAGGCGAAGUAUUAGGGUUUACAUAACCAUAACAGCAAUAAAGCACAAGACUUUGUUUCAUCACCCAUAUUUAGCUAAAUUAUCAAUCGUUGGCGGUGUUUUCUCGUGUUGUUACCUACAGCAAGGGUAGCGCCGGUAGAAUAGAGAACUCAUAGUCUUAACUCACAUGUUUAAAUGCUCCAUGUCAAAAUAUUGUAUAUCAACAGAGUCCCUCAGUGUCUUUCUUCUGAGCUUUAUCUUGCAUAGUUAGUUGUCUGUGUUUGUUUCGUAUGAAGCCUGCGCCUCGUAUGCUCCAUAAACACGGAAAAUUCACAUACAAGGUAAGGGAAGUAACUGCGUCAGUAAAGAACAUGAUAGCGUCCCUUAGACGUUAAAUGUCGGAUCUGAAGGGCAGCCUGGGCUUGUCAACAACAGGAACUAAGACUUGUAGAAUUAUGGUGUAUUAUACUUUAUUGUCAACGACGCACAAAGACUUGUAGCAUUAUGUUGUGUUAUGUUGUAUUCUCACAAUUACUUUGUUUAUGGCAGUGCAUGUGCGUACAUGUGUUUAAGGAAGGGGUGAUAUUCUGUGUGUGUGUGCGCGCAUGCAUGAUCAACAUCUGACAUGUUUGUAAAUGUUCUUGCAUGAGACAAAGAUGUGUUUUUUGUGUGGUCUGUGUUUAUACAAACGAAAAAGAUUGAUUGGUGUAUUUAUUAAACAUUGAGGACGAAACAUCAGCCAGAGCACUUACAAAGUGUACAGAGGGAAUCAAGAUAUCAACUCCUAAGAUCGACAACACUGUAUUUAAAAUAAGUAGACAUUACAGAAGCACUUCAGCCGAUUGUUAAGAUUUCUGUUAAUUUUUUUUUCAAAGAUUGAUAAAAAUGUACUUAUAUUUUUUUUCCAUCAAUCAUUGUAACUGGUCUCAUGAAAACGUUUCCACUUUUACGGGGUUAGACCCAUUUGUAGUAAGAAAAUAUUGUUUAUUUUAAGUACAAAGAUAAAAUAAAAUAAAUGUAUUUAAAUAAA
Molecule: messenger RNA, 3971 nt
Organism: Pomacea canaliculata
Lineage: Eukaryota; Metazoa; Mollusca; Gastropoda; Architaenioglossa; Ampullariidae
Product: hillarin-like
Exons: 11
Coding region: 276-2444 (722 amino acids)
Source: RefSeq, a predicted model, not a curated record